AACAUUUACUCGACAAACCUCGUGUUCUUUUUGUCUAUAUGAUCAGCUUUAAAACCGUUUUAUCAGGUUUUUAUUGGCGUUCAUCGUUUUGCAAGCUCCUAAAGCAAAGUACAAGACCUUUGACAAUGUCAUCCAUUGAAAUUGGGAAAAAAGCUGCAGCAACUGCUGCUGUAAAUGAUUGGUUAAAGGACAAUCAAAAAGUUGGUAUAGGAAGUGGAUCCACAAUAGUCUAUGCAGUUGAAAGAAUAGCUGAAAGAGUUAAGAAUGAAAAUCUUAAAAUAUCCUGCGUUCCAACAUCCUUUCAGGCAAAGCAACUAAUUACAGAACACGAAUUAACCUUAUCUGAUUUAGAAAGAACACCAGAGCUGGAUCUCGUGAUUGAUGGUGCUGAUGAAGUCGAUAAGGAUCUUGUAUUGAUUAAGGGAGGAGGAGGCUGUUUGGUCCAAGAGAAAAUUGUUGCUUCUUGUGCAAAGGAUUUUAUAGUUAUAGCUGAUGAGAGGAAAGAUGUUAAAAAGUUAGGAGACAAUUGGAAGAAAGGUAUUCCUGUUGAGGUAAUUCCAAUGGCUUAUUUACCGGUCAAAGGAAAAUUAGAGAGUCUGCUCGGAGGUGAAGCCAUUCUGAGAUUAGCCAAGAGCAAAGCUGGUCCAGUUGUCACAGACAAUGGAAAUUUUAUAUUAGACUGCCACUUUUCUGAUUGUAUGAAAGACGAUUGGUACAAGGUCAACUUACAGAUCUUAGCUACACCUGGCGUUGUCGACACUGGUUUGUUUGUAAAAAUGGCCAACAAGGUUUAUUUUGGUACAACAGAUGGAAAAGUAACAACUAGAUUGCCUAAUUCCAAUUAACUUAAAAGAAACUCUAAUACCUUAAAAGUACCAUAAUUUUAACAGGGUGCGGAUAUUUUGUGUUGAAAAUAGUGGAAAUAUUUAAUAAAAUUCUAAAUUUCUAUUUUUUUGACUAAUUUCUUUAAAGAAAACAAUAUUUGUAAUAUAUUUGGACUAUCUGGAAAAGUUUUUUGUAUGUGACAUUUGAGGAUUACUCUUAAAAGAACACCUCAUUAGCAGAGACAUUAAGAGGAUAACAGAUUGGUCGAUAACUGUUGCCAAUGGUGAUAAGACAAGAGCAAAGUAGAUGAGUGAGUACUAAGACAACCAUGGAAAAGAGUGACCGAUCAACUAGACUUGGUUGGUACGUUGAGGGUACUCUAGGGUCUAUGUUAUAAGCGCUUAUCUACAGCUUAUCGUAAAGUACCUCUUUCUUGCCAUCAAUUAAGGAAUUGUGCUAUCCAUUUGAACGCCAGACCGCUAUUCGAGCGUUUCUAAUAGCGUAAAAAUAAAUCUGCGAAUCACUUUGUCAACAAAAAGAGAGAUAAAAAGAGUGAAGCACGAUGGAGAGGAACUAGAUAGUUUUAAAGCAUUUGCUCUCAUUGAAAGAGCUUAGCAAAGAUAAGUAAGCGUCAUCGUAUGUGACAGAUAAUAUCACAUACUAUACAUUAAAAGCGUACAAACAUUCAUUCUUGUUUCGAAGAUAGCUCGUAUCUCAAAUGGCUUGGAUAAAUAGUCUCUGACGCUUACAAAAGUUUAAAGCGAAUGAACUGCCAGAAUUAUUAAAAUCACUUCUUUUCGAUAUAAUUAAUAAAUUGAAAGGAUCAAUUUAUUCGUAUUAAGGAUUAGCGUUUCUACUUAAC
This is a messenger RNA of Dimorphilus gyrociliatus, 1687 nucleotides long. The record is from the annotation of a GenBank genome assembly. Lineage: Eukaryota; Metazoa; Annelida; Polychaeta; Dinophilidae.